Molecule: messenger RNA, 1749 nt
Organism: Cylas formicarius (sweet potato weevil)
Lineage: Eukaryota; Metazoa; Arthropoda; Insecta; Coleoptera; Brentidae
Product: putative inorganic phosphate cotransporter
Exons: 8
Coding region: 13-1464 (483 amino acids)
Biological process (GO): monoatomic anion transport; transmembrane transport
Cellular component (GO): plasma membrane
Molecular function (GO): transmembrane transporter activity
Source: RefSeq, a predicted model, not a curated record
UGUUGACAUCUGAUGGAACGUGACGGAGCAAGCUCUAAUGUUAAGAGUGAAAAAACUGAAUAUUACACCAACUUAAACAAGAAUGUACCGACUUUUGGAGUCAGACACGUUCAAAUUAUUUUGGCCUUUCUUUUCCUGACGAUAGGAUAUGCAAUGCGGAGUAGCCUAUCUGUUGCUAUUGUUGCAAUGACUACCGACGUAUCAUCUAAUCCAGAUAUACCCUUCUACGACUGGGAUAAUACAAGCGUGAUCCUGUCAUCGUUCUUUUGGGGAUACAUUUGGUUACAAGUUCUUGCUGGCUACCUGGGCCGACUUUAUGGGAUAAAGUACAUCCUCCUAACGGCAUUCUUCAUAAACAGCGUGAUAUUUAUGCUGAUCCCUACUGGGGCUGAAUACCUCGGAUCUGUUGGUGUCAUGAUUUGCAGAAUUGGACAAGGGUUGUCCCAAGGCUUUUUGUUUCCUUCCGCCCACAAUAUUUUAGGAAGAUGGGCACCUGCGGAAGAAAGAACGCAGUUGUCGACAUUUGUUUACUCAGGUACUGCGUUGGGUCAAAUUUUUGCAUCCGUUGCAACAGGGUACAUAUCAUCAUCAUCGAUGGGUUGGCCUGGAUCUUUUUACAUUUUGGGGAGUACGGGAAUCGGCUGGUGUGUACUUUGGUGGAGUUUAGGUCAAGAUAGUCCCAGAUCUCAUCCUUAUAUAUCUGAAGAAGAAAAAACGUAUUUAGAAAACUCACUGGGACAAAAUAAGGAAAAAGAAGUAAUAGCUACCCCUUGGAAAGAAAUAUUCUCGUCAAGACCUGUUUGGGCUAUUUUUUUAGCAACCAUUGGCAAUUCGUGGGUGUCGGCAAUGUCCAUAACGGAAUUGCCAACCUAUUUGGAUAAAAUUAUGAACCUUGAUCUGAAAAUGAAUGGGAUAGUUAAUGGCGUCGCACCGGCUUUAUAUUUGAUUCUCUGCUUUGUUUGGGGAAUUAUUGCUGAUUACGUCAUCGGCAGAGGUUACAUCUCUACAGUAACUGCACGAAAGAUGUCCGAAAUUAUCGGCAACGUUGGUCAUUCGGUAUGUCUGAUAGCCAUAUCGUACCUGUCUCGGGCACAUUCGUAUAUAGCAGUUGCCAUAUUGCUGUCGACCAGUAUAUUUUCAGCCAUCAAAACCAGUGGUUCGCAAAUAAACCACAUGGACUUGUCUCCUCGAUUUUCAGGAGUUCUAAUGGGAAUCGUCAACUCCCCGUCUCAGACUAUCGCAAUUUUUUCGCCUCUUUUAGUGCAAUUCAUUGUCGCUGAUCAGAACGAUGCGACUCAAUGGAGAACAAUAUUUAUAGUUUGUGCUGCAAUCUCUAUUUUUACUGCAACUUUGUUUUUCUUUAUGGCUUCAGCCACUCGUCAGUCGUGGGACGGUCCUAUAGAUAAAGCCAUACAUUCCGAAAGAGUUAAAAAGGCGUCUGUGAUAAGCAUCAGCACAAUGUAACUUAAGGCACAUGCAUCUAUUUAAAUAAAACGAAAAAUUACAAUAACGAAUAAUGUCGGUUUGAAGCGAUGGAUACUGAUCGACGUUGAUUUUUUAAACCAAUGAAAUGGGACAUUAGCAAGAUAAUGGCCCACUGACUGUCUUUUCACCGUUCAAAACAGUUCGAGACAGCGGAGGGAAUUAAUAUAAAUAAAUAUUGUUUAAUUCCUGCAAUAGUAAUAUAAUAAAAUAGUUUUAAUAAGUACAUGUAGAUAGUUUUAUAUUCGACUUUUUUUUCUUUCAAUU